AAUACAAUCUGGGUGAACAUAUUCUGAAUAAACGCAUCCAACGAAAAUAGGGGUUUUGCCAAGAGGUACAGCUCCGCUGAAACAAGGGUUUCUUGGAGGAAGAAGAUAACAGAGAAAUCAGACAUCCACAGAUGGGAACCACCCAAGUCGAGAAGACUGAACAAGAGCUUCGGAAGGAGAUCGAAGAACUCCACCGUCAACAAUGGGAGAUUACAGAGCGGCUUCGUGAUCCUAGAGGUAUCCGUCGUGGAGGUAUGACUGCUUCUGGUCCACGUAAUUUCGCCGCCGGUGGUCCAGCUCGUCAGCGUGGUUUUGUUAGACCUGCGGAUAGGAACGAUUCAGAAGAUCAACCUGCCCCAAAGAGGCGACUUUCUUCCACUGUUGUGAAGAUUGAAGAAGGGGAGAUCAUCGAGGAUGCUGUGGAUGCUUCAAAGGGUGACGAUAGCAACAAAGAAGCAACUCCAUGGGGAGGCAAUGCUGAGAACCAGAACAAUAAGAAGACAUCAAACUGGGCUAGGAGGGAUGGCACUAAUAGAGCAUUCAAGGAUUCUGAAGUUCCUCCAUUUGAGAAUGUUCCUAGAGUGUUACCAAAAGAUGAGGACCCUAGCUUGGUUAAUAGGAAUAGAAGAAUGUUGGGACAACUCCUUGGAACUUUGGAGAAAUUUAGAAAAGAAGACGUGAAACUGUCUGGAUCAGAGGCGUUUAUGAGGAGAUCCGAUUCUUUGAAAAGAGCCGAGCAAAGAGCACGUGAAGAAAGUGAAAGAUUGAGGCAACAAGAACGUGAACAAAUUGCGGAGAAAAGGCGAAGAGACUUGACUCUUAGAGCACGAGUUGCUGCUAAAGCAGAGGAGAAGAAAUUGGAACUGCUGUUUCUUCGGUGGAGUGAGCAUCAAAAAAAACUUGGCAAUUUUUUAAGGUUAUUUCUAAUUUUGGUCCAAAAAAUGGAUGACUCGAAGAUUCCUGGCUGCAGAAUUUCUAGGACCAAAACAGAGCCUGCUAUUUAUUAUUCAUUUGCAAAACCGCUUGAUCAAGAUUCAACUUUACUUGAGGAAAAGAAAGAGCAGGCAUUUCAAGAAUGGAAGGCUAUGAGGAGAGAGGAAUUAUCUCAAUACCAAAACCAAAUUGUUGAAAAGUAUGUUGCCAAUGUGGAAAAAGAGCUUGACAGGUGGCAAAACGGGAGAAAACCAAGAAACGGAGGAAACAACAAUGAUACAUUAAACUUACAAGAAACAAUGGACAAAGAGCUUGAGACACAUAGACUUGAACAUGGGCCCAAGACACGUAAGAUCCCAGGUGGCGAUGCCAACGAAGAUGAGGAUGACGUGGAAGAUAUGAAUGUUGGGGAAGAUGACAUGAUGGAUGAUGUGCUGGAUGUUGAUGAUAAUGUGAAGCCUGAUGCAGGCGAUCCGAGCCCACCGGAAAAUAAAGAUUAAAUAUAAUUAUUAAGGUCGUGGAAUUGAUUUUGUUAUUUUAUUGAUGUUAUGAGUGUGGGCAUGUGUAC
Lactuca saligna is the source of this 1501-nucleotide messenger RNA. The record is from the annotation of a GenBank genome assembly. NCBI's taxonomy places the organism in Eukaryota, Viridiplantae, Streptophyta, Magnoliopsida, Asterales, Asteraceae.